This is a messenger RNA of Brachypodium distachyon (stiff brome), 1893 nucleotides long. RefSeq names its product ethanolamine-phosphate cytidylyltransferase. The record is from RefSeq and is a predicted model, not a curated record. Gene Ontology annotation, biological process: phosphatidylethanolamine biosynthetic process. NCBI's taxonomy places the organism in Eukaryota, Viridiplantae, Streptophyta, Magnoliopsida, Poales, Poaceae. Gene Ontology annotation, molecular function: ethanolamine-phosphate cytidylyltransferase activity. The transcript has 10 exons. Bases 193 to 1443 code for a protein of 416 amino acids. Gene Ontology annotation, cellular component: cytoplasm.
CUAAAACACCAAGAUGGAGACAAGCCAGGCACAGAGAUUCUUCUCCGCAUCGCGGCAGCAGCAGAUCUCCUCCUCCCCGCGCCCAGGAAGAAACCCGCGCGCCCCUCGCCGCCACGCCGCCGGAGAUCCCCGCCGUUGCCGCCUGCUCCCUUAUCCCGACGAAAUACCAGGCUAUUACAUCUGUACGUCAAGAUGAUGAUAGGUUUGCUGGCAUUUGAGAACAACCAGGGUCUUUGGAAUGGUGGCUACUAUUCACAGUUUUUUGGAAUUGGAGGAGUUAUGGUUACUGUUGCAAUUCUUUGGUUAUCUACGGGCUAUUUUGGAAUUGGUGCUCCUUUUGCUCCAUAUUUUUGGCCAUACUUGGGACAACUUCCCAAGAAGAAGGAACAACGAAGGCCCGUGCGAGUGUACAUGGAUGGAUGCUUUGACCUCAUGCACUAUGGCCAUGCAAAUGCAUUGCGGCAGGCCAAGUUGUUGGGUGAUCAACUUGUAGUGGGAGUUGUCAGCGAUGAGGAGAUUGUGGCGAAUAAGGGUCCGCCUGUGCUUUCAAUGGAAGAGAGGUUGACACUUGUUAGUGGACUGAAGUGGGUGGAUGAGGUCAUUCCAAAUGCACCCUAUGAGAUCACAGAAGAAUUUAUGAACGCCCUCUUCAAUAAAUACGACAUUGAUUACAUCAUACAUGGAGACGAUCCUUGUCUUCUACCUGAUGGAACGGAUGCUUAUGCGUUAGCAAAGAAAGCUGGACGAUACAAGCAAAUCAAGCGCACUGAAGGUGUCUCAAGCACUGAUAUAGUUGGGAGGAUAUUGCUGACAUUCAAGCAUAAAGCUGUUAAUGAGAAUGCUGGAGCGGAACCAUGCGGUCAAAUGAAAAGUCAGCUAUCCAAUUUUCUUCCAACUUCCCGGCGGAUUGUGCAGUUUUCCAAUGGGCAGGCUCCUUCACCAGGUGCCCGCGUCGUAUAUAUAGAUGGUGCAUUUGACCUUUUCCAUGCUGGCCAUGUUGAGAUCCUCAGAAGUGCUAGGCAACUUGGUGACUUUCUCCUCGUAGGUGUUCAUGAUGACCAGGCUAUCAGGGAAAGAAGAGGCUGUGGUCCUAUCAUGCACCUCCAUGAGCGUACUCUUAGUGUACUUGCCUGUCGCUAUGUUGAUGAAGUUAUAAUAGGUGCGCCAUGGGAGGUUUCGAGGGAUAUGAUCACUACGUUCAACAUCUCAUUGGUUGUGCACGGAACAGUAGCCGAGCGCAGUUCUGCAGGUGAAGUUGAUCCUUACGCCCUUCCAAAGAGCAUGGGUAUUUUCCAAACAGUCACAAGCCCAAAAACUAUAACAUCAGUUUCAGUGGCUACAAGAAUAAUUGAUAACCACGAAGCUUACAAGAAAAGGAACUUGAAAAAGAAGGCAAGUGAAGACAUGUACUACACGCAAAAGAAAUUCGUCUCUGGAGACUAAUGCUGCAAAAGGAGCACAUUUUUGCAGCAAGCUGAGGAAAGCAUGGCGCCUCCAUGAACUGAGAAGAAGUUACUUUACAACGGAAUUUGCAACAUCUGCUCAGCUAUAGGAAGUAGUUAGUGAUAAUUUGAUGGCCAUUCGACAGAGAGAAUCAGCUCAAAGAAUUAAAUUAAAAGGCUGCCACAUUCUUCUAUUGUUGCUGUUUUUCAGCUGGGAUGUCCACUUAACAGCAAGAAUUCACAUACAUGAUUCUAUUUUAUUACUUUGUUAUCCCUGGAGGGGAAAUAUUUAUGGCUGAACACCUUCAGCAGACAAUUGAUGUAUACCUGUAUGUUAUUACUUAGGAGUGUGUGGAGUGAUUAGAGUUUCAUACUUCCUAACUGUACCAAGUUAUACUUGAAAGUACAUACUGCUGAGAAAAAGAACUUAGCGACGAUCAUCUGUUAUUCA